AUGGAAUAUGAGCGCAGAGCAGCGGUAGUAGCUUCUUUUCGCGUCGGAAAGAAGCCUGCGGAAGUGAUCACCUGGACUGACGAGUUCGUCGCCGCCGUCAAGGAGACAGUUGGCAAUGAUGGAAGCCAGACCUACGCCAAGAUCGCCGCUGACAUGACGACCUGCCGAACGAUCAUUGGUUACUCCUCCUACCGCAAAUCUCACCGUAUGCUCAUCACAAAUGCCUCAAAUGUGUCGAAGAAGGUCAAGGCGGCGGCUUUGCUGAACGAGCUCAAGCACGGGUCCACCGGGAUGCUGAGUCAUUUUCAUAUCUAUCUAUCUAUCUAUCUAUCUCAGUCUUUUUCAUAUCUUUCUUUUUCAUAUCUAUCUAUCUAUCUAUCUAUCUAUCUAUCUAUCUAUCUAUCUAUCUAUCUAUCUAUCUAUCUGACCUGGACCAUAACACUAUCUAUCUACAUAUCUCAUCUAUCUCAAUCCUUUUCAUAUCUUUCAAUCUCAUAUCUAUCUAUCUAUCUAUCUAUCUAUCUAUCUAUCUAUCUAUCUAUCUAUCUAUCUGACUCAAUUCUUUUCAUAUCUAUCUAUCUCAGUCCUUUUCAUAUCUAUCUAUCUAUCUAUCUAUCUAUCUAUCUAUCUAUCUAUCUAUCUAUCUCAACUAUCUCAGUUCUUUUCACAUCUAUCUAUCUAUCUAUCUAUCUAUCUAUCUCAUCUAUCUCAGUCCUUUUCACAUCUAUCUAUUUAUCUAUCUAUCUAUCUAUCUAUCUCAGUCAUUUUCAUAUCUAUCUAUCUAUCUAUCUAUCAAUCAGUAGAUAG
Messenger RNA from Acanthosepion pharaonis, 807 nucleotides. The record is from the annotation of a GenBank genome assembly. NCBI's taxonomy places the organism in Eukaryota, Metazoa, Mollusca, Cephalopoda, Sepiida, Sepiidae.